This is a messenger RNA of Funneliformis geosporum, 1791 nucleotides long. Lineage: Eukaryota; Fungi; Glomeromycota; Glomeromycetes; Glomerales; Glomeraceae. The record is from the annotation of a GenBank genome assembly.
AUGGUCAUUCAUUGUGCCGAGUGUAAAAGGAAAAGUGUCUUUAUAGAUAAUACCGGGCAGGCUGCCGAGUUUUGUUCUAAUCAAUGUCGAAGAACUGCCGUAGAAAAACGUCAUGUUCAAGCAUGUAUUAAAUGCCGUAUUAUGCCUAUGAUAAGGUUGCAAGACGGUUCAAGGUCCCCUUUUUGUAGUAAAAAAUGUCAGAAUUCAAUAGGUGGAAACUCACCUAUUACUAUUAGACCUCCUCCUUUACCUUCUAUUCCAUUGCAACCGCCACAACCUUAUCGACCUGCCACCUACUCGGUGCCGCCAUUGAAUCAUCCUAAUCCUUCUAUUGGAAUGCCUUCACAAUCUUCAAUGCCCAUUUUACCAAUUGGAAAUGCGAGACCAAUCGGAGACAAAUGGGUUAUGGCGACAGUACCAUUUUGUCGUUAUUGUAAGGUCAACCCUUGUUGGAAAGAUCAAGCUAAACUAUCUUAUUCAUCUUACUGUACACGAAGGUGUAAAGAUGCUGCUGAACAAGCUCCUCUAGUUGUCACAAAUUUAAAUAGUGUGCCUUUUACAUCCCAAUCAAGUUACAAUGGACAAAUAUUAUCUCCGACUACUUACAACGGGAUAUUAACAUCAUCAAACUUGCCUCAAUAUUUACCAUACCAACAAAAUAAUAUUCAGCAACCACAAUAUCAAUUAAACAAUAUACAACCGCAGCAACCACCUUUGCCGAAUUUACAACAGUUUCCGAAUUCACAGAAUAUCAUUCCACAGUCACAUUUGCCUCACAAUUCAUCAAAUAACAUACAUCUACCACGACAAGUUCCAAGUUUACCAAAUAACGUACAAUAUCAGCAACAGACUCAAAAACCAUUAAUUAAAUCACAAAGGUCUUCACAUUCAUCACUUAAUGAAAAUCUUUCGCAGCCUGUGAUUGAUGAUCCUCGUUAUCACACGCAAAACGAACAUGUUCCGCAGCCUGUAAUCGAUAAUCCUCUAUAUCCAAUUCCACAAGCUAAAAUAAAUUAUCAACAUAGCGAUGAUUCGCAAGACGAAAGUUCUCAAAGUUCGCUAGCGAGUAGUGGUCGUAUACUUUAUCCUGUUGUGGACAAUACAAUGUCAAAUUUUCAAUCUUCAGACAAUCAAACACCACCACCACCGCCUAUUCCUACUAAUAAACCAAUCAUCCAAGUUCCACAACAUCAACAACACAUCAGCCCGAUACCAAUUAAUAUUACAAUUAAUACUUCCCAACCGAUACAAUCAUCCCAACCGAUAUAUUCAUCCUCAUCAUCUCAAAACUCAACAGAAAAUCAUUCUUUUUCACCUACAUCACAUCAAAAACCGGAAGCUCAAACUCCCUCUCAGGAACAAAAAAUAUCCCAAUCUCAAGUGCAAGUCAGUCAAUCCAACAUAUCUCAAUCUCAACUGCAGGUUCAAGAACAAAAUCUUCCCGAACUUCAAGUUCAAUCUCAGGUUCAGGAACAAAAUCAACCUCUAUCGCAAGAGCAGGGGCAUUCAAGUGGAUCAGAAGAAAUUAAUGAUAAUUUUGCGAUUAAUCCUUAUAGUCAUGAAGAUAACCCCCCACCAUACACACCAAAUGAUGCAUACACAGGCAAUGCCGCUCCAGGCGAAGACAUUUCAAUUCGUAAAGUUACUAGAGAUGAUUCUUUUGACGAAACGAAUCCUUAUGGAUUUAGAAAUAAUGCAAAUGGCAAUGAUUCAAAUAACCGGGAUGAAAGUAAUCAAUCUAAUAAUGACCGAGAACAACAACCUCAGCGCGAUACCUCUCGGCGAAAAUAG